AUGAAAUCUCAUUCAUUAAAACAAUUAUUUGUACCGGUGACAAAUCAAGUAUAUAAAAAUUCAAAUAUUCUAAAAAAUCCAAUUAAUUAUAUUAAAAAUAAUUGUAUACCAUCAAAUAAAUGUGCUCGAUCAUAUAUAAAUAGACUUUUUCCAUUUAUAACAUGGCUUCAAUUUUAUGAUAUUGGAUGGUUACCAAGUGAUAUAUUAUGUGGUGUUACUGUAUCUAUAAUAUAUAUAUCACAAGGAAUGGCCUAUGCUUUAUUGGCUAAUGUUCCAGCUAUUAUUGGUUUAUAUAUGUCAUUCUUUCCACCUUUAAUUUAUGCAUUAUUUGGUACGUCAAGACAUGUUUCGAUAGGUGGUAUUGCUGUUAUUAGUCUUAUGACUGGUAAUGUCAUCAAUAGUUUUAAUAUUGAAUCAGGAUUAAUAACUGUUCAUAAAAAUGUAACAUAUGAUAGUCUUCAAACAACUUAUGAUGAAGUAACUAUUGCAAUGGGACUUUCAUUUACUGUUGGAUUAUUACAAUUAAUACUUAGUAUAUUUCAACUUGGAUUUGUAACAUUAUUCUUAUCAGAUACAUUUAUAAGUGGUUAUACAGCAUCAACUGCUGUACUCGUUCUAACAUCUCAAAUACCAGAUUUAUUCGGUAUUAAAAUUCAACGUCGUACAGGUUUUUUCAAAAUAGUUUAUAUCUAUAUUGAAUUAUUUAAACGUUUACGAGAAACUAAUAUUGUUACAUUGUUUAUAUCAAUAAGUGCUAUUAUUACAAUAUAUACAGUAAAAGAAUAUCUUGAACCAUUAUAUAAACGAUUGAUAAAACGAUGGAAAAUAUUUCGUAAAGUUCAAAUACCUAUUCCAAUAGAAUUAAUUGUUAUUAUAAUUGGUACAAUUUUAUCAUAUACACUUCAUCUUGAUAGUCGAUAUAACGUUAAGACAAUAAAAACAAUUGGAAAAGGUUUUCGUGCGCCUCAAUGGCAUGAAUGGAAAUUGUUGCCUAUUUUAGUGAAAGAAUCAAUACCAAUCGCUAUUGUUUCCUAUACAAUAUCAUAUUCGCUUGCAAAAAAUUAUGCCAAGCAACUUAAUUAUGUUGUUGAUGCUAAUCGAGAAUUAUCUGCCUAUGGACUGUGUAAUGCAUGUCUUGUAGCCAUUAUAAUUGUUUCACUUCGAAAUUUAUUAAUGAAAGUGACAGAUAUAUUGACAAUUGGACGUGUAACUAAACUCGAAGCAAUUGUUUGGAUAUCGACAUUUGUCAGUACAAUUAUUCUUGAUGUUGAUUAUGGACUUAUUGUUGGUAUAUUUGUUUCAUUCAUUGUCGUUAUACUUUACCAUUUCAGACCUCGGACAUUUGUGCUUGGUGUUUUAGAGGAUAAUCAAGUACAUAGACUGUCACAAGAUUAUUCAAACGCUCGUGAAUUUACAAAUAUAAAAAUGUUACGUUUUGAAGCGCCUGUUAUGUAUUUUAAUGGUGAAUAUUUUAAUGAUAGCAUUUUAAAAGCACUUGAAGAUAAAUCGAAAACAAAUAAAGAAAAGAUAGAUUCAUCUAGUGAGAGAUUCAUUCAAUAUGAUCAAAAUGAAAUGCAUGUUAUCAUUGAUUGUUCAGCUAUUAGUCAAAUUGAUUAUUCUGGUGGAAAAAUUUUUAUUCAAACAAUUAAAGAACUCAAUGAUAGAAAAUAUCAAGUUUAUUUGUGCAAUUUACCAUACUAUGAAUGGGAAACAUUACAAAAUUUGGGCAUAAGUAAAAUAUGUUCAGUGACAAUAAUGGCAACAAUAUCCGAUGCUAUUCAAAAAAUUCAAGACGAACAGCAACAAACUAUUGAUCAAAUAGAUGCUUUAUUACCUUCGACUAAUCAUAUUAACGUUUAA
Rotaria sp. Silwood1 is the source of this 1860-nucleotide messenger RNA. The record is from the annotation of a GenBank genome assembly. NCBI's taxonomy places the organism in Eukaryota, Metazoa, Rotifera, Eurotatoria, Philodinida, Philodinidae.